AUGUCAUUUGUCGAUCUUGCCUGUAGUGAUGAUGAUCCGCUGUUUCGCGAAACACACUAUGCACGUUAUGGCUAUGAACGAACAUUGUUAACUUACAUGAACAAACCCGACGAAUUUCCCUCCACACGAUUACAAUCAUUACCCGAUGCACCAUUGACUGAUUAUAUCCAACCAUUAUCAAAGCCUGUAAGGCAUUUUUUAGCAGCGUCAACUUCUGAGCUAACAGCAUUCCUAUCACGAGAUGGUUACUGGAAUUGUCUUUAUGUGGACCUAUGUGACAUAGAACCGGGAAAAUCCGAUGUAAUCGCUGUUGAUGCCAUAGAAACCACAAUUGAUGGUGAUAUCAAACUAUAUAUAGCCUUAGCAACAGCUGAUGAUAAGGGCCAGGUAAAACUCACAUGGAUCGUUUUUAAUUUCAUCUGA
Molecule: messenger RNA, 423 nt
Organism: Mycotypha africana
Lineage: Eukaryota; Fungi; Mucoromycota; Mucoromycetes; Mucorales; Mycotyphaceae
Exons: 3
Coding region: 1-423 (140 amino acids)
Source: RefSeq, a predicted model, not a curated record